Molecule: messenger RNA, 4411 nt
Organism: Paramecium sonneborni
Lineage: Eukaryota; Ciliophora; Oligohymenophorea; Peniculida; Parameciidae
Source: the annotation of a GenBank genome assembly
AUGUCUUUAAUUUUUAUUUGCAAACAAUCAACUACUUUGUAGUUCAUAGCUUUUGAAAAAUUUCUUAUCUCAAAAAUAGAUCUACUUAUUUAUGCUUUAUAGCUUAUAUAAAUAGUUGUCUUUGGAAUCGCCUCUAUAAAUAUUAUAGUAGAAUAUUUUUAACAGAUUUUUACUCUUAUUAUUGCAAUAUUAAACAUUUUUAAUCAAUUACUAUCUUAAGGAUUUAUUUUUAAAUAUUAAAGAUAUCUUCUUUACAUAAUUAACUCUUUUUUAAUUAUAUAUUCUUUAUUCAAAUUUAUUGAUCUUAUGAAUAAUGUAUUAUUAAUUUUACCUUUGUUAAUAAGUUUGAUCAUCUAUGCUGAUUCAUAAUAAUAACUAAAUAGUAUAUAUUCUUUAUUCAUUUAAAACACUCCCACUUUAACUUUAUACGUCUAUCACCUCUUAAAAAUAUGUAAUAAUUGCCAUUAAAUUGAGAUUCCAUAUUUUUAAACCCUUUUCAUUUGGAAUCAACAUAAAUUCAAAUGUAAAGAUAUAGGUUGCCUAUGUAAAUAAUCAAUUUAAUUUGUUCUGGAUCCUAAAUAAACAAUAAUCAUCACUGAACCAAUUUUUAAGACUUUCAUUUACAGAAAAAUUAAUCAUAUUAAAAAAAUAAUCUACUCUGAUAAAUAAAUUGAAAAAAAUGAUGUUGCCUUUUAUCAAAUUGUCUAAAAUACUUUAUAUAUCAGAUAGGGUUUCAUGAUGAUGGCAAUCAAAAAUUUUAAUAAGAUUUUAAUUAAAUUUGAUGAUUAACCAAAAGAUAGAAUAAUUGAUUAACCAAUGACUUAAAUAUUUUCAAGAAGAAGGACUAAGAGCCAGGUUGAUACCUAAAUUUAAGGAAUUAUUAAUAUCUAAUAAUAAAAAGAUGAAAAAUUUGAAAAAAUUAGUAAGAAUUUUUAAAUUUCUAGUCUUGAAUUAAUAAAAGUAUAAUACAGAAUCAAAUAAGCCUAAAUAUAAUUAAAUGAAAACUUUAGUUCACAUGUUUGCAGUCCAUAAGAAUAUAAAAUGUCAAAUUUUAUUUAUGAUUAUUUAAAUAAUGAAUUUGAUCUCAAUGAAAUGACAUCAAAAUUUAUUAAUUUAGUAAAAAUGAAAAUUGAAUUUUAUUAAUAAUUGCUAAAUUCAGAAUAUUUAAAUGGAAAUUAAAUAUUUCUUUCAAUGAAGAAAUUCUCAAAAAAUGUCUAAUAUUUAGAGAAAUUACUACUAAGUAAAUAUUUAGCAUAUCCAAGUGCCAAAUUGCGGUCUUUAAUAUUAUUUUUUUACUCAGAAAUUUAUAAUAAUUAUUUAAAGGCUUAAAACUUUAAAAAAAAAAAUAAUAUUUAACAACACAAAUUUAUUCAUAGAAAUUAAUCUAUUGACUUUUAUUCAGAUAAAAUUGGAUAUGUUUUGCUCUAAUUGUAGGACGAUUUAUAAAAUUUAAAAAUAAAAUCAUUUUCAAACAAUUUUAUAAAAAUAAUUGGUAAAUAAAAUGGGGAUGAUUAAUUACAUUUCUACCAAAUUUUGCCUGAAUUUAUAAAGGAUGCACAUCCAAUUUUAGUUUAAAGGUUUAUUUAAAGUGGCAUUGCACGGUUUUACAGAAAUUUAAGUUUAACAUUUAUCUAAUAAGAUAAUGGACUUGCUAAAUAAAUGGAAUAAAGUUUUGAUACAAUCGCUUUGAUGAAUGAUAAUAAAGUUAUUUUUAGUGCAAUUAUUUAAGAUGUUAUAGAUUAGAAAGCUUAUUUGUUAGUUAAUGUUAAUGGUCUUCUUUCAGGGAUGACAUUUAUGUGUUUAAAAAAGCUUGGAUUUACUUCCUAAGAAAUCUCAAGUGUAAAUAGUUUCUAUUCAUUUUAUGAAAUAGAAAUAAAUUAAAUAGUUCCUAAUUUUAGACAACUAAUUGAAACUGAUUUUUAAGAAUAAAAGUUUGAUAAUAUAAAAUUUUUAUUUUUCGACAUCACUUGCUAUUCUAAAGAUAUUGUUCAUAAAUAAUCUUUAAGGGAAUCAAAAUUUUGUAAAAUUUGGUAAGAUAAUUAAUUCGUAAAAGAAUAUUUAGUGAAUUUAUUUAUUAUGAAAAGGAAUGUAUUUGGAUUUUUCUAUUAUAUUAUUGAAAUUGAAUCAGCUUAUUAAAUUGAUUGUUCUUAAUAAAAUAGAAAUCCUGAAACAAUUAAAUUAUCAAAAAGUAAUUCUGAAUCAGGUAACUUUGAUGUUGCUUCAUUAAUUCUUUCUCUUGAAGACAAUUUCUCAGAGAGAAAAGCUAAUUUAUCGAAAUAGUAAACAAUAAUUUAAACAAAUUAAGUUACAAAACAUUUAGAAUUUUAAAGAAAUUUUUAACCUGAAAUAUUGUCACCUAAAGGAAAUAGCAAAUCAAAUUUAAUAGAAAAAAAUCCAUAAACAAUUUAUUCUUUACAAAGAAAUUAUAGGUAAUAUUAACAAGAUUUUUUUUGUUAAUAGCCUUUAGAGUAUUUAGCUGAACAUUCUAGUUAAGAAAUGAAAUCAUAAAAUUAGAACUAAUUUGAUGUCGUUUAUGACAUGAAUUCAGAAUCAAGUAUAAAUUCUAUUAAGAAACCUUCUUUUAUUUAGAGACUUGAAACAAUAGAACGAUUCUCUUCAAAUUUUAAUUUUUAGUAAUAAAAAAUCCUAUUAUUUUUCCUUAUGUUAACUCUGAGUAUAUAUUUUAUUUUUAGUGUAUUGAUACUAUUACUCUUAAAUACGGAUCUUGAAAGCAAAAUUUAAGAUGUUGAAAUGCUUUCUUUUUAAGCUAAUAUAAUUGCACCUUAUGAUAGAUAUUUGGGUAUCAGAGCUUAAAUUUAUUAUUAUUAAAGCCUAUAUAGUUCUUAGAAAAUAAGUAUUUAGGAAUAAAGAGAUUUAGUAGAACCACUUUAUUCAAUCAUAGGAGUUUGUUAUAACGAACUAAAAAUAAAUUCAUUCUAAUCUUUAUCUGAAAAAAAAUUAAAAGAAUUUUUUGAGGAUCUAUAUACAAAUGCCUUCUUUAUGGGAACAACAGAUAAUAUUAUUUAUUCAAAAAAUAUUACAUUUAGAGAAUUUAUACAUCAAUUAUUGAAUUAUUAAUACGAUUAUAAAAUAAUAUUUGAUAAGAGAAUUCCAACUAAGGGUUGUCCAUGUUAAGUUUUUCAAUUUUCAAAUUAUUUUAAUCUUUAAGAGAAUUUAGAAUAAAUGUCUCAAAAGAUUUUGUAAUUUUCAAAUACAAAAUCUUAAUAAAUAUCUGAUAAAUGGAUAAAAAUCUAUAUAGCUUAUUUAGUUCUUUGUUCCCUUUUAUGCUUUUUGAUUUAUUGGCUUAGAUCAUAACUUAAUGUUUAAAUCUAUACAAUAAUGGAAUUAGUAACACAUAUUUAAGAACAAAGUCUAUAAAGAGAAAUUGAGAAUCAAAAGGCGUUGUUAUUAAAUAUUUCAUAGAAAUAAGAUUUAACAUCUUUAGAUUAUCCAGAAAAAUAGUGUUAUGAUAUAUAAGAAAUGAAUGUCUAAAAAGAAAAUCAGUAUUAUCGAAAGUAAAAGAGAAAGAGGCUUAAUCGAAUCUCCAAUUUAAAGUCGAUAUUAUUUUCAACAAUAUUUUUAGGUUUUUAUUUUUUUUAUUCAAGUUUUGUAAUUUUUUCAAGUUAAAAAUUUCUAAGUCAAUACGAAUCAACAUCAAAUUUUUAUAAAUUAAUAGCAGAUUUAUCAUUUAGAAGUGGAAAUAUGUUUUUAUAUCGAGAAAUGUUUAUGUUAUGGGGAAAUUUAACAUAUUUAAAUAAAUCUGAUGGAUUGAAGUUGUACAAUUUAAUAAAGAUUGCUUAAAAUACAAUUUUGGAGUAUUUAGAAGUAGCUCCAAGAGCUAAUUAAGAUAGUCUUUUAGUAUCUGAAAAUUUUAUAAAUUUCUUUUAAGAAGUUUAAAAUAAAGAUGUUUGUAGUUUUUUAGAUAAAGAAUAUUCUUAAGUAUUAGGAUAAUAUUGUUUGAAAGCUUUUGAUGGUUCUUUCAUAAAAGGAAUGUUGGCAACUCUUACUUAUAUUCGUCAAUCAAUUGUUAACUAAUAAGCUAUGAAUAAUUUUACAUUUAGAGCUGAAGAUAUCUAUUAUGAAAUUGAAGGAGGAUAAAUUGUGAGUAGAGUAUUUUCAUACAUGAAUAAGUAAUUAUAAAAAGGGAUUAUUACUAAGACAGAAAAUUAUUAAUUUUAAAAUUAAGUAAUUAUUAUUCAUUUAAAUAUUUUAGCUUUUAUCAAUAUUUUUUCUUGUUGCUCUUUUUUUAAUCUUAAUUUAUUUUCUAUUUUUUUAUUAUAACAAAAUCAAGUCAAAUCUCAAAAUGAUGAAAUUUAGUGUAUUAUUGAUUCCUAGCUAAGAAAUUAUUCAAAAUGAGUUGUUUGAAAAGUACAUAAAAUAAAUUGAAAUUAAAUUAGGGUAUAAAAUAUGA